UUGAGUGCACAAGUGAAAAAAGGAGCACUUGAUCCUCCUAUAAAGGCGGUAUUAUCUGUUCAAAUAGUCGGUUGGAGACAUGACAGUGACCGGAGGAAACUCCCAAGGAAAUCUGUGGCUCCAACAAGUGAACCCAGAAUUAAAGUCCUUGAGAUUGGCGUGCCUUUGUGAUUCGAAAAUGCUAAUGGAUUCCAAUUAUCAGGAUGGUGAUUAUCAAAUCCUUGACCAGGACAGCUCCCCGUAUAAAGUGACCUACAGAAAUACAGAAAGAAUGGAUUAUUGUACAAACGAGGACUCCACUAAGAAGAGGGCUACAGUGAGCCGCCCUGGUCCCAACCCAGGCAGAGUGAAGCGGGUCGUGUCCUGUAAGAGGAAGACUCAUCAUCUGACAGCGGUUCGGAAGAAGGCACCUGGACCAGGGAAGCCGCAUGUGACUGCAAACAAGGAGAACCAGCAGAGCCUUAAGACAGACAUGGAACAGGGAAUAUUUAGCAUGGAUCCGUGGGAUUUGUCACAGGAUAAACACAGAACUGGAAGAACUGGUCCUGAGCCGCCUGAUUACAGUUUGCUCUCAGAGAUUAGAAAAGAUCAUACCUCCAUGACUAAUGUUCUGUUUGGGAGAAACCUGCGACUCAAAGUGGCUUUCACAUUAUGGAAUAGAAACGUGGGAGAGCUGCUUACAUAUUUCCUGAGAAUACAAGAUUUUGGAGUAUUUGUUGACUUUCUCCCAGUGAUAACCAAAAGUAUAUCUGAAGACUCACCGACAGUUUCUAUUGGCUGUUGUGUUGACCUUUUUCCAUUGGUUAAGAAAAUCCUUUCUAAUCCUUAUGAAGAAUACAUUAUAGUUGGUUUAAAGUGGAUACAUUCAGUUCUAAAAAACUGGUGGGAGGAGCUAAGAGAAAGCGGACUAAGUGGAUGCACUAAAAUGCCAUUGGAUAAGAAUUUUCAGAUCUUUAACCAACAGUUAUUGGAGCUCUGGCAUCAGGAGCCUCGAUUAAAAUCUGUGCCAGGAUCAGCUGGAGACUUGGCAAUGGCCAUUGAUUCAUUCAUUUCACAGUUACCAUGGUAACAAUGAAGACGCCUGACAAGAUAAACAAAACAAACAAAACAAAAUAAACAAGAUUUUCAAGAUAAUGGCUUUUGAAUUGUAGCCGGACAAUGUGCAAUUUUUAGAUAUGAAUGUAUUUUUAUUUCAAAUGAUGUGCAAUUGUAGUG
Boleophthalmus pectinirostris (great blue-spotted mudskipper) is the source of this 1215-nucleotide messenger RNA. RefSeq names its product KATNB1-like protein 1. The transcript is spliced from 10 exons. Bases 80 to 1069 code for a protein of 329 amino acids. Gene Ontology annotation, cellular component: nucleolus. Gene Ontology annotation, molecular function: microtubule binding. NCBI's taxonomy places the organism in Eukaryota, Metazoa, Chordata, Actinopteri, Gobiiformes, Gobiidae. The record is from RefSeq and is a predicted model, not a curated record.